AAUGGCAAAUAGCGAUUUGAAAUUUGACAAAUGGGCCCUGCAAUGGCUUCCAAAUCGCAAGAGUUAGAUGUUUUGGAAAAUUGGGAAGAAAUCGAAGAGACUGAUGUUUUGGAUAAAAAGUUUGGAGGUCUUAUAACAUCAAGUAGAUCCUUAGAUAGUAAAAGUAGUAAUGGAAAUUUAGAAGAACCUUUAAAAAUUAUACUAACUGGUGAAGAUGCCUUAAGAACCCAAUAUGUGCCUCCAGAACCAACUGUUAAAAUACUUAAACGACCCUCUCAAGAUUUACAGAAUAACAGUGAUUGUAAGGUGUAUCAACCCAAAAAAACUUUGCAGCAACGUAAACAAGAAUAUGCGGAAGCUAGACUAAGGAUAUUGGGAGAAGCCAGCUCAGAUAAACUAGAUGAGACAGUCGAAUCUACAAAAAUAAUACAAAAAUUAAGAUUUGUUGAAGAUGCAAAUGUGAUAAGAUUGCCCAAGGGACCUGAUGGUACAAAUGGUUUUAAUAUUCGUAGGUAGUAUAUUUUAAUGUGUAAAUAUUGAUUGUACGAUAAUGAUUUGCUGCCGCAUAUCAUAUUGGUUUGGACUUUAUUAGAAAGUAGGUUCUCCUAUGAGAGAGAGUAACUAUCGAAAUAUGGAUCUCUCACAAUGUCACAAAAAUACUGAAUAUCUAAUGUUUCACAGAAAUUCAAAUGUAUUUUUAAUUUGAAUUCUUUUCCACUUUUGUGUGAUCACCAUGGAACAACCAUUGCCCAAUUUCCUGAAACAUUGGUUAUUGUUUUUUGUUUGUUAACGAUAUGUUUUACUUGAUAACUUCUUUUGUUAUGUUGAUUGUAACAUUUUAAGAUAGUUGGUCAAAUGAAUCAAUUGGAUGCUGAUAGUUUCUAGGAACAGACCCAAACCAGUGAGAUUUUCUUAUAAAAAAUUGACAAUACCUUAUCUGAAAAUUUCAUAGGUCUCUCAUGCAUUAGAACUACUUUCAGAUACAUAUCUUAACUACUUCUUCACUACAAGUUAAAUAAAAGCUGAUGAAUUUGUGAGCCAGGCAAUUAUUUUCUAGUUAUAAAAAUUUAUUUUGUACAAUUAAUGUUUAUUCUCAUUAUGCCAAUUAUAACCAUUCCAUUCUUUGGAAAAGAUUGGAAUGGAAAAGAAUCAACCGGAAGGUUGACAGUUUUCAAAGGAGAUAAAGAUAUUUAACAGCUUUUGACUAAUCAGAGGUCAUCAAAAUUAUAUUUAUGAGUUAUUUCAAUUUGACCUCUAGACCUCGUGAAAAACGGAUUCUGUUGUAUCUGAUCAAAAAUAUAUCUUCUCAGGUGUCAACCUAUGUCUUCUUAUAUCUGAGACAUUAUGAGUUCUUUGCAAAAUUUCUUGGAAUGUAAGAUAUGAUAAUAUUGAAUUGUGAAAAGUCAUUGAACAUCAAAAGUUACUAGUCCGUUUUUAUUGAGGAAGAAAUGAGGUGAUGCUCAUUUUUAAUUCACCUGGAGUAUUAUGUUUCUCAUUCAAAAAUAUGUUUCUGUUUUUGCAUUAUAUUAAUU
This is a messenger RNA of Leptinotarsa decemlineata (Colorado potato beetle), 1532 nucleotides long. Its product is annotated as SUZ RNA-binding domain-containing. NCBI's taxonomy places the organism in Eukaryota, Metazoa, Arthropoda, Insecta, Coleoptera, Chrysomelidae. The record is from RefSeq and is a predicted model, not a curated record.